GCGCCCAGCGCCCAGCGCCUGCCGACCCGGCCUGGUAGGGUCUGGCGCUGCCCACCCGAGGGAGCCCGCGCACCACGUCCGCCCGACCCUCCGCCCGUCCCACAAGCCGGGCACCUGUACCAGCAAACAGAUCGAAAGUCACCACAACUUGGCUUGUGUCCUACUACCCAGUGAUAUUUCCUGAUGUUACAGCAGUCCAGAAAGGAGCCUAGUGAACCCACAAAUAACAGAAUUGAAAGAAACAUCAUGAGUGUUGCAGCAUUAGGAGGUAAUGGAAAAGGGAAGCCUUCACCCCCUGGCGAAGAGGAACGCAAAAACGUUCUAAAACAGAUGAAAGUCCGAACAGUCCUGAAAGGCGACAAGAGCUGGAUUAUCAAACAUGAAGACUCGAAUGACCAUGCAAUAAAGCCAUCUUCAAAUCAGAACCGCACUACAUCCUGCUCAUCUGCUGGACAGGUAUCCAGUGCCAGCACAUCUCCAACCACAAAGGCUCCCGCUGGUUACAUCAUCCGGGGAGUGUUCACUAGAACAAUCGACAGCUCUUCUCACUCUCAGCAGCGCUUCUCCAAGGCCAAUGGAGCUCCAAGAAGUGCUUCUGGGCUGCCGGGAGCAGCUAAUUCUGGUCCUCCUCGUCAGACCUUUGGAUAUAAAAUGACUACAGAAGUUUAUAAGAAAUUGGCACCGUACAACAUCAGGAGCAGCUCUACAUCAGGGACCGAGGAAGAGGAAGAACGAUUCACCUCAGAUGAACAAAAGCGGCGGUCUCAGGCUGCCAGCAGUAUUCUGAAGAAGACAGCCCCACGGGAACACUCUUACGUCCUCUCGGCAGCUAAGAAGAACACUAGCAGUCCUACCCAAGAGCUGCAGAACCCGUUUAUUGCAAGAAGGAUUUACCUGGUGGAUGAGGACGUGCCUCCUGAGAAAAAACAGCAGCCUCCUGCUCUGACAAGACCCACUCCUAGGUUAAGCAGUAUGGAUGAAGAGAGAACAGACGUGCCUCAGGCGAUCCGAAUUGAGUGUGUGCCUAAUGCGCCUAGUCCUGUUCCGUCCGGAAGGCAGGAACCCAGCUUAAAAAAUGAGGAGAUCGUCCGUUUGCAGAUCGCGACCCCAAGAGCAGAACUCUGCCUGGUGGCACCAGACCUGGAAGCCCCGAGGCCUUCCCACAAAAGCAAUAAUGAGAUAGCACACCCUGAAGAAUUCAAAAGAGAUUUGACUUGUGAUGAUAAUUUUAAGAUUCUCAACACAGAUUCUGAAAGAUCACCUGCACAGAUGAAUGAUGGCAGUGUGGAACCUGGAGCCCCAGAGUCCCUACCAGAAGUUUCCGCUGGAGCAGACAUUGGCGCUGAAAGGGCAGGGUCUGGUGCCAUGGUAAUUUCCAUCCUGGAAAAUAAGAAGAAUGACAUUGCAGUAGACCCGGAAGAUGAGAAGGCAGACCCCAAGGGCCCUUCAGCUGAUGAUGAGAAGAAUGUGGACCCCCAAACCACCGAGGCUGACAAAAGAGAUGGCCAGGGAGACCCAGGUGCAGCCACUCAGCACUCUGUAGAUCCCAGCACCCUAGAGGCACAGAGGAGCUCCAGUACACCCAAUCAGCUGAUGGAACUAGAGGCCUGUGCUGGCAGGCCACUGCCUGGGUUCUUCUCUGAAUGUGCUCAGGAUACCGCUACCUUGGUCCUAGUCAGUGUUGACCACUUCUUGGGAUUUGAGAAGCUGGGAUGGGGCUGUGAUCCAGGAAAGAAGUCUGGCUAUUUCCCAGUGCAGGAGGACAAAGACUUUUAUUUAUACAAUGAUGGUGUCAAACAAUAUUUACUCUUUAUCAGCAUUCCAGAUGCUCAUGAGGAGAAGAAUGUGGCCCCCAAGAUCAGCGAGGCCUGGCAGGAGACACCUCGGGCCCCACAAGAUGGACAAGGAGACCCAGCUGUGGCUAUCCAACAAUUGGCAGAUCCUAGCACCUCAGAGCCGCAGAGCAUCUCCAGUGGACUUGAGCAGCAAGUCAAAGUGGAGGACUGUACCAACAUGCUAAAAAGCCCUUCAAGCUGCUCAGUCACUGUUGGUGGCACUACCACCUCUGAACAAAUGCAGUUGUGUGUCCCAGCUGCCUCGUGCGAGCUGGACUCCAUCUCAACUGUCAAAGGAAUUCUCUUCCUGAAAGAGUCCAUGAAUGCUAGUGAAGUGUCUUCUGAGAAGCCAGUGUUUUCACACUGUGACAGCACCAGCAGCGUUGCGGACUCAUUGGACUCAGAGAGGAAAGCCCCACAAGAAGGCACUCCACCCUCUCCACCCUCUGGGAGACCAACCGAAGGGCUCUGUACUUACUGCAGCCAUGAGAUCCAAGACUGCCCAAAGAUUACCCUUGAACAUCUUGGCAUCUGUUGCCAUGAGUAUUGUUUUAAGUGUGGGAUUUGCAAUAAACCAAUGGGUGAUCUCCUAGAUCAGAUCUUCAUUCACCGUGACACCAUCCACUGUGGGAAAUGCUAUGAGAAGCUCUUCUAGGCUGAACAGAAGCUGACAAGCCCCAGGGGUAUUUGGCUGUGCAGUUGCCCCAAACUGUUGGCUCCCCUUCCCUUGCACCCUCCUUGGUAUCACUGUACUUCUGCCCAGCCCACCUGGUUCUGGAGUAACACACAUGUAAGACUGUAUCUCAAUGAUGUUAUAAUCACUUGUGUGUAGCCUUUUAUGCCUUAGAAAAUACUUCAAAUCCGUAUCUCCGCUUAGGCUUGACAUGUUGCUUCCAGGAAGAACAACUACACUUUGACUUCUCUGAGACAUGUUGGCUGGCUAAACAGGGUAAAUGACCUGGGCACAAGUACAGAUAUCACUGUAUGACGGUUUCUGAAGCUUCUGAGGGGCCACGCCAAAAAUUAUUGACGAUCCCUGGUAGGGAAAUUACAGGCACUGAAUACUAAGGGUUGGCAAUAGGCUAAUGUUUAGCUUGUCUAUUCACUAUGUAUGUGUACAUGUGUGUUUUAAUUUCUUACAGAAUGUUUAAAAUAGUUCAUUAUUUUUUAUUGAAUUAUGUAGCAGAUUUAAAUUACCUCCUCCUGUUCUCCUUUGAGUUUUUCCUGUCAGUAUGUCAGCGCAUACUGGAAAUUUUACCUAGGUUUAAAUUUGAUAAGCUACAUUAGGAGGUUUCUAACCUAAGAGCCAUCUGUGUCUCUUUGAACUUUGAUAGCUGGUUCAAGUCUUUAUCCUCAGUAUUCCUGGACUUUACAUAGAAAUUCUCUGAACUGCUUUUAGGGUAUGUAAAUCUCAGAGUAGAGAAGAAAACAGAUGAGGUUUCUUGAGACCUCACUAUGCACCUGCACUGCCACAAAGCAGGGGCUUUAAUCUCAUUUGAGAAGUGGAGAGAAUCUUGUGGAACCACUGUUCUCUCUGAAGCCUGCACUCUCUCUAGAAGCAAUAACCAUAGUGACACUGAGCACGUCGUGCCAGGCACAGUGUGUGUGGGGGGGUCACUAUUCCUACCGUGGAAUACUUACCUGAGUCAGGAGUAGAAACAGUAAACGUGUGACCUUUGCCCCAUCUCUGGGCUUCUUGAAGUGCUCCAGUAAUCUAAGUGGCCCCUUUCCCUCUCCCCCACACAAAACAAGGUUGGCUCGCGCAUCUUCUCAAAGAAAAGCUUGUCAGCCAGCAGAAGGUGCACUAGGUUCUGCCCUGAGCACACAGCUUUCCACGAUCGCUUUUUCAGCCCUCAGUUUCUAGGUUCCCAGGUACUCAAAACACCGAAAGCUGAUGUCUGGCAGAGCAGGGGCAGGCUCAGCCCUGAGUUUGCCAGUAUGCUGCUCUGCUUCGGCUUCACUGUGAUGCCUUUAGGCCCAGCAUUAUACUGUAAGCUUCUUGAAGAGAAAACAGCCCUCAAAACCUGGGGAUGCAAACUGGAGGCUUUUGUUGGAUUUGCUUCUUUCUUCAGACUCUGAGCCCUAGACACAUUUGAGUGUGGACUUGUUCUUCCUACCAGGUAAUCAGAGAAGCGCAUUCUAUUUAUUUGAAUAUUU
Acomys russatus (golden spiny mouse) is the source of this 3992-nucleotide messenger RNA. Its product is annotated as zinc finger protein 185-like. The transcript is spliced from 26 exons. The coding region runs from base 184 to 2490 and encodes 768 amino acids. The record is from RefSeq and is a predicted model, not a curated record. NCBI's taxonomy places the organism in Eukaryota, Metazoa, Chordata, Mammalia, Rodentia, Muridae.